AUGAGUUCAGACAAACUGGAGAUCAGAUAUGAGGGCAAAGAAGUGGUGGCUUUGGUUAAGUGGAAAGUAAGAGUCGGCCAACGGAUCGGUCAAAGCGGUCAACAACUGUUCACUUAUCGGUUGUUGGGAUCAAAUGAUGAGCCAAUCGGUGACAACAUUGCCUACAAGUGUCGUAAAGUGGGACUCAUUGUGGACUCGAUGGUCAAAAAAGAGGGCGAUUUAGUGGUUCCCAACGAAGUGGUCAUUCAAUACAAGGAAUGUCUUCACAACACAGUCAUGAAGGACUUGUGCGCCGACUGUGGCGCUAAUAUCAACGCCUUGGACGCGGAUCAGCGCCGAAGAAUAGCCGAACUGACGUCCGUAUCGAUGGUUCAUUCGGUGCCCGAACUCCGGGUCAGUAAAGAGAGGGCCGAGACUUUGGGAAGAGCUGAUGAACAGAGGCUCCUGAAGGACAGGAAACUGGUUUUGCUCGUCGACUUGGAUCAGACGCUCAUUCACUCGACCAAUCAUAACAUCCCAUCCGAUGAGCCAGACGUGCAUCACUUCCAACUGUACGGUCCGCACACGCAAUGGUAUCACACGAAGUUCAGACCAAAUACACUGCCAUUCUUGGAGUCCAUGUCGAAGCUCUUUGAGCUCCAUAUCUGUACGUUCGGCGCCAGACGUUAUGCCCAUACGAUCGCUAACCUAAUGGAUCCCAAAGAACUGUAUUUCCCGAAAGACAGGAUUCUUUCGCGCGACGAAUGCUUUGAUCCCAAUCUGAAGACAGCGAACAUGAAGUCAUUGUUUCCGUGCGGAGACUCAAUGGUCUGUAUUAUUGACGAUCGCGAAGACGUGUGGAAUUUUGCGCCCAAUUUAGUGACCGUUAAGCCAUACGUGUGUUUCCGCGACACCGGAGAUAUCAAUGCACCGGAAAAGGCUGUCGGCCCUCAAGUCGACCAAUCGGUCGAUAAAACAGACGAAUUGAAAGACUUGACGGAAUCAACAGUUGUUGAAGUGUUGGACGAAAAGGAACAGCAAAUCGAUGCCAACAAACCAAGUGUUGAAACACCGGAUGUAACGGAAAAUAGUUUGCAAAACACAACACAAACAAAACCAGAAGAAGAUGUGGAAACAACUCGUGAGACAACCGAUGAGAAUAGUGUCGAAAAAGUCGAGACCAAAGAAGAGGACUCUAAAAGCGAAGAGAAAGUUGAAUCCAAGGACUCGUCAACUGAUUCACCAAAGAUUAUUCAAAUGGAAAGUGAAUUAAAUUCAAAUUCUUCUUCGAAUGAAAUGAUUGACGAAAAUAAGGACAAAAAGGAGAAUAAAUUGGCGACAAAAUCAGACUCGAGUGUAAAGCCGAGAGAAUCCAACGAAGACACAGACGAUUAUCUGCUAUAUUUGGAGGAAAUAUUGACUCGAAUUCAUAGCGAAUAUUAUAAAGAAUACGACGAAAAGAUGAAAUAUAAGUCCGAAUCCGAAGAGAUUAAGAUUCCGAACCUCAAGGAAAUCAUACCUAAUGUGCGGAAAAAGAUAUUGAAUGGCAUUAAUAUAGUGUUCAGUGGAGUGAUGCCCACAAAUAUGCCGCCAGAAAAGCACAAACUCUAUGCAAUCGCCAAAAGUUUUGGCGCAACCAUUAGUACAGAUGUGGUGACCGAUGGGUCGCCCAAAACGACUCAUUUGAUUGCCGCCAAAUGGGGAACCGUUAAAGUGAACAAAUGUGUUAAAGCGAAGAACGUAUGGAUUAUUAAACCCAAUUGGCUUUACUGUUGUGCUGAACGCUGGGAAAGGGUUGACGAACGCCUCUAUCUGUUGGACAGAGAGAUGGCGACCACCGAUAGGGGAAAGACUUCUGCCAAACAAAUACUCGACACUAAAAUGGAAAUGAAGCGAUCGAGUAGUGGUCCAAAGCCCGAGUCGACAAUUGCGACCACUUUUGCCACUUAUGACCCAAAGACUGGCAAAAGAGUACGAUCUCAAAGUCAAACACAGAAUCCUUUUUUAGAGCAAAGCCCAGAAAUGAGUGUUAAGUCGAGUGGAAGCGAUCAGAACCAGCAGUUGUUAGAGCAGAGCCGGCAAAUACAACCCCAUAAUAUGCUCGACUUUUCACCGCUUUCUGGCUUUAGUAUCAAUGAAUUGCAAAGUAUGGGCAAAGAAGUAGACGACGCGUGCAGUGAAGGCGACGCCAUGAGCACCGGUAACACUGAUAGCGAUUCCGAUGUCGAUAUUGAAGACAUUGAGAGCAAUAACAACAAUAAGAAGAAGAAAUGCGACAAAAGAAAGGUUGAGUCGUCCAGUGAUGACAGCGAAGACGGAGAGUAUCCGAAGGGUUGGAAUCAAAACAAGAAGAAGAAAACGAUUGAAAGGAAACGAGUGGUGGAAAUGGAAGAAACAAACGACUCGACCAGAGAUUGGGAUGAUUUUGAAAGCAAACCUCUAAAUGAUUGCGAAGAGGAAGAGUCCACUGAUAACCAAUCUAUUGGUUCUGUAGACGAAGAGAUGGCUUUAGCCGUCGAGAGAGAGUUUCUCAGUUAG
Molecule: messenger RNA, 2517 nt
Organism: Medioppia subpectinata
Lineage: Eukaryota; Metazoa; Arthropoda; Arachnida; Sarcoptiformes; Oppiidae
Source: the annotation of a GenBank genome assembly